This is a messenger RNA of Python bivittatus (Burmese python), 4682 nucleotides long. Lineage: Eukaryota; Metazoa; Chordata; Lepidosauria; Squamata; Pythonidae. The record is from RefSeq and is a predicted model, not a curated record.
UUCGGUGCCGGCUUCUGGGGCGGCGGCGACCGCCCCGCUGGUGUGGCCCUCGGUCAGAUGCCCUACAUUCCAGCCUUCCUUUGCCAAGCGCGUUGCGCUUCCCCCUUCCCGGCCUCGGCGCCCAAGAAGGGAACGAGGGGGCCCUUCCCCGCCCGCGUCCUUGACUCUCCCUUGACCCUGGCAAUGGCCCGGGUUGCCGGGCAGGUGGGCCUGGCGCAGCUCCGCCCCCAGGCACGGCCGCCUCCCUCUGCCCAUGGAAGAACCGGCUCAACAAAACAGCUCUUGGCGCCUCUGGCUGGCUCCCUCCUCUUCAGCCAAGACUGGCGGGCAGGAGGCUGGAGGAGGGAGGGAAGCCUCUGCCCUGGGCCCUCCAGUUGCAGGUCCUCUGUAAGGAAUUCUCCAGCACCCAGAGGCAUCUUUUCACACCCUAUACCACUUGCACAGGGAAGAAUACAAUUUUGCACGGCCUGAUUAUGUGUAAACAUGCACUUCUGGAGAGGGUAAACAUUUCUAAGGAAGAAGCAAACUGCAGAGACCCCUGUUGUGCAAUAUGGAUCUCCCAGCACCAUGGGGCAUGGAUUUUUGGCUUGUUGCAGUGCUCCUCUGCCUGGGCUGCGCACCCGAGAGGUCUGUUGUCGUGGGUCUGGAGUAGCCUGGGGUGUUCACGGCUGUCUGCCUUGUGCCAAUGGUGACACAAGAGUGGGGGAUUCUGGGCCAGUCGGAAGGAAUGAAGUGGGCUGCCCCAGAGGGUUUCUGCGAUUGAAUAAUUCCUGCAUUGAUGUGGAUGAGUGCCAGGAGGGCAGCUUCUGCCAAAACGGGGAGUGCACCAACACGCGCGGCAGCUUUGCCUGCGUCUGCCACGAGGGCUACAUCCUUGAUUCCUCCCGCAGCAGCUGCAUCUCCCACCACGUGAUCUCAGAGGUGAAAGGUCCCUGCUUUCGAGUGCUGCGGGACGCUGGAUGCUCCCUCCCCAUCCUCCGCAACAUCACCAAACAGAUCUGCUGCUGCAGCCGAGUGGGCAAGGCCUGGGGCAAGGGCUGCGAGCGGUGUCCGCCUUUCGGCUCGGAGGGGUUCAAGGAGAUCUGUCCAGCCGGACCCGGCUAUCACUACUCCGCCUCUGACCUCCGCUAUGACACUCGCUUCCUUGGCCAGGACCCUCCCAGGGUGCCUGUGACCCGCCAGCAAGGGAGGCAGGGACCUUCCUCCUGGCUGCCUCGCACAACAGCAGCACCAGCCCUCGUUCUCAGGAGUUCCCCACCCACUACCCUGUUGGAGCGCUUUCCUUGGAACCUGCCCACUCAGUCACCUGGAUCUGGGCCACCUGCACCAAGUACUGAAGAGGUUGGGCGAGGGGUGUGUGAACGGCACCCCCAGGUGUGCGGGCCAGGACGUUGCAUCCCCCGCCAGGGGGGCUACACUUGUGUGUGUGAGCGUGGCUACUGGUUGAGCCCUCAAGGCACCCACUGCAUUGAUGUGGAUGAAUGCCGUCGCAGUCCACGCCCCUGUGCCAACGGGGACUGCCAGAACACCCUGGGGAGUUUCAGCUGCAGGUGCCGCGCUGGCUUUCGCGCUGACCCCUCUGGAGUGGAGUGCCAGGAUGUUGACGAAUGUGCUCAAGUGCCCCAGCCCUGUGCGGGUGGGCAUUGCCGCAACACCCUGGGCUCCUUCCGCUGCUCCUGUCCCAGUGGCUAUCAGCCUGACCCCUCUGGCUCUGAAUGCCGAGAUGUAGACGAGUGCCAAGAGAGCCCUCCUGCCUGCCAGCCUGGCCACUGUGAGAACGUGCUGGGGGGAUAUCGCUGCAGCUGUCCCAUUGGUUACCAGCCCAACCCACUAGGGACGCUGUGUGCAGAUGUCGAUGAGUGCCUGCAGAGCCCUCCACCCUGUGGCUCUGGGCGCUGCGAGAACGUGCCUGGAGGAUACCGCUGCCUCUGCCCUGCAGGAUUCCGUGCCAGCCUCACGGAGAACCAGUGCCUGGACAUUGAUGAAUGCGCAGCAACAGGAUUGCCUUGCGGCCCUCAGGGGCGCUGCUUCAACACGGAGGGCUCCUUCCGCUGCCAUUGUGCCCGAGGGUACCGGACAGAGGGCGUGGGGGGGACAUCCUGCGUGGAUGUUAACGAAUGCCUGGAGGGCGACUUCUGCUUCCCACGGGGCGAGUGUCUCAACACCGAGGGCUCUUAUACCUGUCUGUGUGCCCAGGGCUUCAUUGCAACCCCUGACGGGGGCUCCUGUGAGGACAUCAACGAGUGCCUCAGCACCGCGGCCUGUGCUGGAGGGCACUGUGCCAACACCGAUGGCUCGUUCGAUUGUUAUUGCCCCCCCGGCACCCGCAGCACACCUAACAAGGCUUCCUGCGAGGAUAUUGACGAAUGCCAGGAGUAUGGGGCAGCUCUCUGCGGAACACAGCACUGUGAAAACUCAGCUGGCUCGUACCGCUGUGUAGCGGCUUGCCAGGCUGGCUACCGAACCAGCGCCACGGGAGACUGUGUUGAUAUCAAUGAAUGCCAGGAGUACAGGGUGUGUGGAGAGAAGCGAUGUGAGAACACACUGGGGUCCUACCACUGUGUGGCCAGCUGCCAGACGGGCUACCAAGCCACCGCUACUGGGGACUGCGUAGAUGUGGACGAGUGCCAGAACAGUUCUGUGUGUGGUGCCCAUGCCAUCUGCCACAACUUGCUUGGGUCCUUCCAGUGUAUCUGUGACCAGGGCUAUGAAAGUGCCAGGGAUGGACGGCAUUGCUUAGAUGUGAAUGAGUGUGAGACACUACAGGGGGUGUGUGGAACAGCACCGUGUGAAAACGUGGAAGGCUCUUUCUUGUGCAUCUGCCCCCAAGCUGGUGAAGAGUUUGACCCCAUGACUGGCCACUGCAUUGCUUUGCCCGGUGCUGCUCGUCCCCCAGCCUUCCCCAGGCACCCGGAUGCUGUGCAGUCAGAGAGCAGUGACGGCCUGCAACGCGAGUGCUACUAUGACCCCAAUGCAGCCCAGGCCUGUGAGAACGUUCUGGCCAGGAACACCACGCGCCAGGAGUGCUGCUGCAGCCUUGGCCACGGCUGGGGCCUUGACUGCCACAUCCAGGCCUGCCCCUCCUUGGGGACAGCUGAAUUCCAGAGCUUGUGUCCUCACGGCAGUGGCUACGCUACCAUCAACAUCAGAAACGUCCCGGCUGUCGCAGAUGUGGAUGAGUGUGCCCUCUUCAGCUCUCAGGUGUGCAAGGGUGGGGUUUGUGUGAACAAGAUUCCUGGGUACUCCUGCUACUGCCCCAAUGGCUAUUAUUAUGAGACGCAGCACCUGGAGUGCAUUGAUAACGAUGAGUGUCUGGAUGAAGAAGCCGAGCCCUGUGUGGGGGGGCACUGCGUCAACACCAUUGGCUCCUAUUACUGCUCCUGUGCUGCUCCCCUGGUGCUGGACCCCUCCCAGCGCCGUUGCGUGACCAAUGAGAGCCACGGCUUGGAUGACAACCUGGCUGUAUGCUGGCAAGAGGUGGGCCCGGACCUGGUGUGCAGCCGACCCCGCCUGGACCGCCGGGUGACUUACACGGAGUGUUGCUGUCUCUAUGGGGAAGCCUGGAGCAUGAACUGUGCUCUGUGCCCAGCCCGGGACUCUGAUGACUUUGAAGCCCUGUGCAAUGUCCUUCAGCGCCCCAGUUAUGGGCUGAUGCGGGCAGGGAGCCUGGGGGCGCCCUUUGAAUAUGGUGGAGGCGACUUUCUGCCCUAUGGCCCUGAGGUCUACAACCCCCUGGCCCGGCCUGGCCCUCAACUUCCUGGCUACAACCCGCUCCCUCGCGAGUCGCUCUACGGCCCAUCACCCUAUGAGGCAACUGGCCUGGACGAUGCAUCCUACAGUGACACACAGCUGGAGAGCCCAGCUGAGCCACCCCGGGGUGGAUACCAGCCUCGUAGCCCCCCUGAAUCGGACUGGCACUACCCAUCCCAUGGCCGUGGGCCUUCCUAUCCCGAGCGGCCCAGCCGGGCCAGCGAAGAUUACCGUGAGUGGGAGAUGCAGCAGGCCGUUUCGGAGGCGCUGGAGGGCUCCGGCCCGAGGAGUGCGGGAUCCUCAGUGGCUGCGAAAAUGGGCAGUGUGUCCAAGUCGCCGACGGGUUCACCUGCUCCUGUAAUGAGGGCUACCGUCUUGACCCAACCCACAUGGCCUGCCGUGAUAUUGACGAAUGCAGGGAGAUGGAGAGGCUCUGCUCUGGUGGUCGCUGCCUCAACCUGGACGGCUCCUACCGCUGCCUGUGCCCCCCCAGCACUGUGCCCACCGGACAGCCCCCCCGCUGCCUCCACACCCCCCGCAGCCGAGCCUGAGCUGGGGCGGGUGGGGAAAUAUUUAUUACUUGUCCAGGCGGGGAAUGGAGGAAGGUAGUGAAGGUGAAAGGACCCUUUGCCUGCCCCACCCUUCCUGCCCCAGGAAGUUGUCGGCCUGCAGCCCCUGGAGGAGCCUGGGAAUGCGGUUAGUGCUGGGCGGGCAGUGCUCAGGAGAGGCGGGUCUCCCCUGCUUCUGGUUAGUGCUGUGGGGGGUGGGGGUGGCAGAAGUUCCAAAAUAGGGUUCAAUACUCUCCCCAAUAAGUAUUGUCCUUGGAAGGGGGAAGCCAAUGUGGCUACCUCCCUGCUUGGUCCCAGGGGCCCCUGAUUGAAAACGUCUUCUCACCCUUGGAAAUUUUUUUCCAAAGGGCCCCCCAAGACCUG